AUGAUUGUAUGCACAACCAACGCGCUACGAGAGAAACAUCAACAAAACAGUCAUCUCAUAAAGACGUAUAUGAGUUUGGAUACUGCGCAGUUAGUGAAAGUCUAUCUAAAUCGGCUUGUUCACUCACUAGUCCCUUCCGAAUUUGGGCCUGAAUAUGCUCAAAGCAUAGCACAUGAUCUUGUGGCAUAUUUCACAGAUCAACCUGGUUCACACACCAAAACUGACCUCACGAAUGUUCUUGCUCAAUGCAAAGCUUCCUUCCUAAGAGCCAACAAGAUCGAAGAAUGGCAUAAACUACAGCGUAUAGUUGAGGAAACAUUGAAAGAAAAGCUGUUGGAUCAAGUCGCGGCGUACUUAGUUUUCCUUUCUGAAAUACAGAAGCCUUCUCACAUAUUCACAGAUACUGCCCCCUCGUCAUCACGGCUUCAUCCUGAUAUUCUUUCCUCCCCAGUGAUUAUUGAUAACCCUGGUACUUCCUCUAAUAGACAGUCGCAGUAUGCGGGAAUAAAGAAGUCACCUUUCCAGAAUAUAGUGGAUGAUUCAGAAACCAUCUUGAGCCUUCAACAUACUCUCUUAGGACAGGAUACGAACUUUUUAAAAUUUGAUUCAGUUUCUGGGAGCAUUGAUCUACCCCCUGAUAUUGAUAAUGGUUACGCUCAACUUUUGAGUGAUGUCAUCGAACCCGGCCUAAUAUUCAGACAUCUUCAGGCUUCAUUGGAGCGUGUUAGGGGCAAAGAAGGAUCGCCCAUCAAAAAAUCCUUCUAUCGGAGCGCUGAGUCACUCCUAACGAACUAUGUAACAUUUGUUAACCAGAUGUUUGAGAACAAGAUCUCAUCUCUAUUAUGGAUAUACAAUAAUUUGCAGAACGAGAUAGAAACCUUAAGGCUCCUUAAUUUUCUUAAUCGACAAUCGGAAAGAAUUGGAGGGUACGAAUUUUUAAAUGAGGUCUACAUAUUAUCGAAAUCCGGCGAUACCAAUGUUCAGCGAAUCUCUCAAGAUAUCUUCAAUGAAAUCAAAGCACCUUACUUUGAAUACCUUGAGCAAUGGGUCAUUCAAGGUGAUCUUAUUGAUGAGAAUAAUGAGUUUUUUGUUUCUUUCAAUCUAGAGAAAACACACAUUCAAGACAUCGUUAUAUACAAUCUCCAUCGUUUACCGGCUUUUCUUAGUUUUGAACCAUCGACCUUUGAGAAGAUUUUCCAGAUUGGAAAAACCCUUAUUUUUCUUGACAAAUACUGCAAUGAACUUGACUGGCUCAAUGAUUAUGCAUCAAGGUAUUCGACUUUUAUUUUCGGAACACACAAUGGUCUCAAAGACAUGGAUCCAAACAGACUACGAAGCCUUGUUGAGUGCCAAUAUUCUGAAAUCAUGUGCUACUUUACCAUAAUUGUUCAAUCUAAGUUCCGAGUGUUCCAGCAUGUGUCAUAUCUAAAGGACAUAAUGCUAAUGAACAAAAGUGACUUCAUCGACUCUAUAUUUCAGAGCGGAUACGAAACUUUAGGGACUCCAGCGGUAAAUCUAACAUCUGGAAUGCUUUCUGAGAUUCUAAUCGAUUCGAUAAAGACAUCCUCUGUGCGUAGUAUGCCGCCUCAGUAUCGUGAAAAUAUUGACGCAAGAAUAUUAGACCUAAGUCAUGGUACAAUCGGAUGGGAUGUCUUCACGUUAGAAUAUAAAAUCCCGAGCUUACCAGCUGAACUAUUAUUGAACCACAAUGACGAAAGAACUCAAUACUUGAGGCUUUUCAAUUUCUUGUGGGGAGUUCGCCAUUUCCAGUUUCAUUUAAACCACGAUUUUCUCGAAUACCAAAGUUUGCACAAGACUAAUUUGCGGAGCAUCAAGGACAAGUGCUACAAACGGCACUCCUUUGAAGGCAUGAAAGAUCGGAUUGACUGGUUCUUCAAAGCAUUGCGUACUAUCAACUUGAUUAGAAAUAAGCUUCUCAUGUUUAUUAACACAAUUUUGAUGCACUUUUCCUUUGAUUCGAUCCAGGAUGCAUUCGAGGUUGAAAUUGUUGGUAGCAUUUUUCGUGAAGAUUGUUUGCUUGGGCCAGACUUUAUCACCGGAAAAUCUAAGAAAGAAAGAAAGCUUCCAAUCCUCAAUGAUGAAUUUGCUGCAAAAUGCACAGACAAUGGCAUCCUCAUCGGGCUUGAAAAAACCAAACAAUGGAAUCAUAAUGGGUCAGAACGUACCAUAGACGAGCUCAUCCUCAUCCAUCGGCGAUACUUGCAAAGGAUUUCGAACUAUAAACUAUUGGAUGAAAGCAGUAGAGGAAAAUUCUCACAGGAAUCUUACAUCAACCAGAUUUAUUCCUUUUUGAACCACGCUUUUACUUUCAUCAAAAGCAGUCAAGAAUUUGGUGCAACAGUGAUCAAUUACGUCAAUGUCCUCAAUUUGAUUGGGCUGAGUUCCGGAGAAAAGUUUGAGGAAGAUUUGGAGAGAUUACACACCCAUCUUCAAAGUCUCAUGAAAAUGAUACACAGCGAGCUUUAUAUGCGGAAAAUACGCCCGCUGAUGCACGUUUUCAUUAAGGACUUACGGGCUGACGUUGACCUCAAAGACCUCAGCAAAUUACUUUAG
Messenger RNA from Clavispora lusitaniae ATCC 42720, 2574 nucleotides. RefSeq names its product Spc98p (gene SPC98). Gene Ontology annotation, molecular function: gamma-tubulin binding; microtubule minus-end binding. The record is from RefSeq and is a predicted model, not a curated record. Lineage: Eukaryota; Fungi; Ascomycota; Pichiomycetes; Serinales; Metschnikowiaceae. Gene Ontology annotation, biological process: microtubule nucleation; cytoplasmic microtubule organization; meiotic cell cycle. Gene Ontology annotation, cellular component: centrosome; gamma-tubulin complex; mitotic spindle pole body.